This is a messenger RNA of Capronia coronata CBS 617.96, 2961 nucleotides long. Its product is annotated as NEK protein kinase. The record is from RefSeq and is a predicted model, not a curated record. Gene Ontology annotation, biological process: protein phosphorylation. The transcript is spliced from 5 exons. NCBI's taxonomy places the organism in Eukaryota, Fungi, Ascomycota, Eurotiomycetes, Chaetothyriales, Herpotrichiellaceae. Gene Ontology annotation, molecular function: protein kinase activity; ATP binding. The coding region runs from base 1 to 2961 and encodes 986 amino acids.
AUGGGAUCCCAACGAGGCUCGUUACAGAUUGAUCCUUUCACCGACCCGACCAUCAGAGAAUUUCUCGACGAGAUUGACAGACACAGUGUCCCCGGGGUCACGUUCCUUCUCGAGUCCGAUCAGCACUGUACUUUCGUCCCCCAUAAAGUGGUGGAUGAGUACUUUGACUGCAGGUCUCAGAAGAGCCUUGCGCAAGUGACGAAGCUGGUUAGAGCAGCUACAGCAUCCUCUGCCGCGAAACCUACUCCCAGAGCAGUCGCUCAAAGGUGUCGACGCGUGUUCACCAUCUUACUGAUCAUUGGUCAUUCUCAGCAUAUCGGCUCCUUCGUGGAGAACGAUAACCUCUCAGACAAUCGGCUCCCAUUUCGCCCCGACGACCGCAAGCUGUUUCCCAAGCUCAACGGGGGUGGCGACUUCUUCGAUGAGUUCUACAAGGAGCAAUGGAGAUUCUGUGUGGAGCCUAUGAGACAUAGUCUCGAUCCAGUGAUCAUGGAUGACAAGAGGAUUCUGCCAAUCGUCAAGAUGGAGCGGCUGGACAAGCAUAAGGGUGCCAGCGCAGUUGUGCGGAAAAUUACAAUCCAUCCAGACUAUGAUCAGUUAGACGACAAGCUCCCAGAUGCCCAGAACAAUGCGGGAAGCUUACAUGAAUAUGUCGAUAAGUCGUACCAUGACCUAGAGGCGCAAAGGUACUACGAUGCCGAAGUCGACGCCUACCAGAAACUCCACGGGUCUGGUGAGCCCAUACCUAAUCUCAUUGGAUUCCAUGGUGCUUUUCGGCAGAACAAAAGUUUUCAUAUCAUCCUCGAAUACGCAAAUAUCGGGACACUGGAGGAUUACUUGGAAGAGGUUAACCCGCCCAGACGGGGACAAGAUAUUGUGACUUUAUGGGAGAAUCUCUUCAAACUCAACGACGCUCUGGCGCAAAUACACGGUCUUCCACAAAGCAAUAACAAGGAAAAGCCAAGAAUAUUUCAGGGCUGGCAUCAGGACAUCAAGCCGAACAAUAUCCUGGUGUCUGGCGACAAAGUGAACAAGCCGUACGAGGUUCGGUUUAUGCUCGCUGACCUGGGCUUGAGCCAUUUCACGGCGGUGCUUGAAGACAGGGCAGGCCUGACCGGAGAAGAUCAAGGUGGAUCCCAAGCAUAUAGCGCUCCAGAAAGAAAUCUCAACAGGGGGCUACUCAGCAGCGUUGCCCAUAUUGUGAAGCAGAAGAGCGACACAUGGUCGCUUGGUUGCGUGUACAGUGAGGUCAAUGCGUGGGUCGUCGACGGACCCAAUGGCGACCUGGGCGUGGUCAAGUAUCGUGAGGCCCGGCAAGCAGAGUCUGAUCUGCUUGAUGAAUCCAUGGGGGCCUGUUUUCACAACAGCAGAGGAGAUCUACUGACUAAAGUGCCUGAAUGGCAUGGUGAGUUGAUGGAGCGCUGCGCAACACAGGAUCAUAUAACGCCUAUCCUCUGGGAAGACCUCCUCAAACCCAUAUUUUACAAGCCAAAGAACCGACUCGAUGCCCACCAGGUAAGGGCAUGGUCCAACAUCAUCCUGCAGAAAGCUCGCAACAGCCUGCUGUCUACUCCGAGGCCAACGCAAUCGGUAGCAGCAUCUCGGGUGGAGCGACUGUCGACGCCCAAACGCAACAAUACAGCACCUGUGUCCUCGCCCGAAAACCGUACCCUUCAGCCACCACGUACACCACCAAAUGCUCCGCCUGAAUUCGUCACCUCCCCGAUGACUCCUCCCUACGGUACUCAGGGCAAGCCGCUGCCAGCUAUGGACCCAAGCCAGGGCCGUGGGCUGACUCACAGCCCUGAGAGUCUUGAACCUGACACAUCUCCUGCAGCCGGCUCAACAAAUAGGGGGUCCUUGAUCUCGAUAACCGGAAGCUAUCGCAAUUCGGGCACAUUGACAGGUGCAAGCCCAAACCCAUCACAAAGAGUUACAAGCUCUUACAUACCGGGGCACAAAGCGGACUACUAUUAUGGCCAAGAGCCAGAAUCAUUGCGAAGAUUCACGGACACAUUUGGACAUUCUGCCCCCACUAACGGCAGGGGUCCCGUCGACGAGGAGCUUUUGGAACUGCAUGGAACCUCUAUGCUGCCUGUACGAGCAUGGAAUCCGUCCGCAUCGCCUUUGCUGCCGGGGAGGCCUGGCAUUCCCUCAGAAGAGACGGAUCCCACGGGCAAAGGAAAGGCACCUGCGAGGUUACCUACCAAAACCAGAAAACCUUCCAAGUCACUGAGCGUGGACCAACUGAAAACAUGGGCCGAGUUGACCCGGAACCAAUCCAAAUUUCGAAGUAAAGAGCACAAAUUGUUAUAUGAGGACGAAUUGAUUCACCAACUGAAGAGCAGAGACCACAUCUUCGUCAUCGACGAUGGAGAGACGAUGUUUCCGCAUUGGGGCCAACUUCUUUCGCUCUACCAAGACUUGAUCUAUAUGGUGAAGAAGAAGCAUCUGGACCCAAAUGGCAGUGAGCUUCAGUUCAUCAUCUCCGAUCAACGCAAAGAAGCCAGACACACGAGCGAGCUGGUUCAGAUGGUGGCCGGCAUGAAAUAUCAGGUCAAGGGCGAGUCCAAUCUAGCUGCGCGCUUGAACAACAUUUUCACCGAAUACCGGAACAAGUUGACCAAGAAAUCAUCCGCACGACCUGUCAGCAUUUAUGUCUUCACCGAUGGAUACUGGCAAGGAGGCAAACAUGAAGAAGUGGUGGGUCAUGCCAUUGAAAAGAUGGUGAGAUUCCUCGAGAAGGAAAACUACCCGGACAACAUGGUCGGCAUCCAGUUUAUUCGCUUCGGAAACGAUCCCGAAGGCGUGGAGCGACUGAGAUGGCUCGACGAGGACCUGCCCAAGGUGAUGAGCCCGCCGAAGAGAGAUAUUUGCGAUACGACUCCGGCAAACGGGAAUGUUUGGAAGAUGCUGCUCGGCAGUAUCAAUGAUUUCUGGGAUGAUUAUCCGGAUACGUGA